AUGAUAGAUUUAUUAACACUGCGCGCGCGUCGCGCGUAUCCACAGAUGCGGAGAUAUGUACGGAGAUGCGAAUAUUUGUCGAGAGUGAUGUGUUAUUGAAAGGCGAGAGUGCCGAUAAUACGCCGGAUAUAAUAAAUAUAUGUACCUUGUGAGAUUCAUCGAACUUAUUAAGGCCUAAUCGAGCAAACGUGUGCAAAUCAUGAGCCGGUACGCAGCAUUACUGGUGCUCGAAGCAUUGAUACUUCAAUUAGGAAUCUCCGUCGAAAAACCUGCGCCACAUGUCGCCAUUAUAGGGGGUGGCAUUGGUGGUGCAUCUACUUUACAUUUCCUUUCCGAGUUACUGAAUGGAAAUUUGGAAAUCGAUUUGUAUGAGGCAAAGACUGUCGGAGGACGAUUGGCAACCAUCAAAAUUGAUGGAGAUGAAUUUGAGGCUGGUGGUUCAGUUAUACAUCCUAAGAAUAUGUAUAUGCAAAGAUUCGUCAAACUUUUGGGUUUAGAACACAAUUUUUUUGAUAAUCAGAAAUACGGCAUAUGGAAUGGAGAUGAAUUUGUUUUCACAGAGAGUAAUUGGUCUAUAAUUUCGCUGCUGAAGCUGUUUUAUAGAUAUGGUUUUCAGCCAUAUAAACUCAACAGAUAUGUAGAAAACAUGAUGGAAGAUUUUCUGAAGAUAUAUGAUCUGCAGGAUGCUGGGCGAUCUUUUGCCAAUGUCACUGAACUGCUAUCGGCUAUGAAUAAGGAUUUCCCGAAUUUAUUACAGAUAUCUAUAAGAGAUAAACUUUUACAUGUGGGGUUUACAGAAAGAUUAAUCAAUGAACUAGAACAAGCUAGUAUUGUAGGAAAUUUUGGUCAGGAAGUUGAUGUACAUAGUUUCCUUGGUUUCAUAUCCUGGGCUGCGAGCAGUGAUGCAUGGGCUGUCAAAGGUGGAAACAAAAGAGUACCAGAGGAUCUUAUUUACAGAACUAAGAAUGUAAAUGUAAUGCGGAAUCGUGUUACAAAGAUUCGCAAUUUAGCAAACAUCAAUGAUUCGAGCCGAUACGAAGUGACUUAUACAAAUAAAGAUGGCACAGAUUCAAUAACAUCGAAUUAUGAUAUCGUAAUUAUCGCCACACCGCUUACAAAGGACCAAGCGUCUCAGAUAGAAUUUGUUGGAUUUCCGGAUGACUUGGUAUUUCCAGGAAGUUUUCAAACGACACACGUGACAUUUAUCAAAGCUAAUCUCAAUCUAAAGCAUUUUGGCUUGCAAGAGACUUUGGAUAGUAUUCUAAGUUGCAAUCCCAACAAAACGAAUAUCAAUAUGGUUUUGGCAUUGGAGUCUGUUGAUGGUUUGGCUAAGAAAAAUCCACGAGUUUGGAGGGUCUACAGUAGAAAAUCUAUGGAAUCAAGUCUUAUACACGAUAUGUUUUCCAACAUCAUUGAGAAGAAGGAAGUCGCUUGGAAGGUAUCUCCUCAUUAUUCAACAAAUUUAAACUAUAAUAAUAAUUUUAAGCUGCAUGAUGCAUUGUAUUAUAUCAAUGCAAUUGAAUGGGCUGCGAAUGGCAUGGAAAUGAGUGCGAUAGCUGGCAGAAACGUGGCUAUUUUAGCGCACAAUGAUUUUCUUCAAAUGCAUGGUUUCAACAAAGAAGUCAUUAAAGAUUCAAUUAAAAAGUUACGUGUAUCUACAGAAUUAUAGAGAUAUUAUUUUUUGUUAAUAUAUAUUAUUAAUGAAUUUUAUAUUAAGUUGUUAAUAUAUAUUAUUAAUGAAUUUUAUAUUAAGGACAAAGAUAAGAUAUUUUUGUGAUUAAAUGUAUUUAAAAGAAGCGAUAGCAAAGAAAUGAAGUAAAAAUGUAAAGAAAAUUAUUAGUAAUUUAUGAUAAGAAUAAAUAUGAAUAUAAAAGAUAUAAAAGAUAUCAUUAACUAUCUAGAUGUAAUAUGUUAAACUUCGCUUAUAUUUACAUUUUUAAUUUACUUGACUAUAUUUAGGGCCUUUUGCAUUGUAAUCUUUUAGUUUAAAAUAAAAAAUUAUAAAAAUUGUGCACUAUAAA
Messenger RNA from Pogonomyrmex barbatus (red harvester ant), 2021 nucleotides. RefSeq names its product prenylcysteine oxidase 1-like. The record is from RefSeq and is a predicted model, not a curated record. Gene Ontology annotation, biological process: prenylcysteine catabolic process; prenylated protein catabolic process. NCBI's taxonomy places the organism in Eukaryota, Metazoa, Arthropoda, Insecta, Hymenoptera, Formicidae. Gene Ontology annotation, molecular function: prenylcysteine oxidase activity.